Messenger RNA from Adineta steineri, 1767 nucleotides. The record is from the annotation of a GenBank genome assembly. Lineage: Eukaryota; Metazoa; Rotifera; Eurotatoria; Adinetida; Adinetidae.
AUGAUUGAAGAUCAAAGUGAUUUGAUAGAUUACGAAAUGAAACGUAAUGAUAAUACACGAGAAUCAUUUUCGACUGAUGCUGAGAUACGUAAACGAAAUAUGAAAACAAAACGUGAACCAGGUCAUCGUAUAUUUGUUACUCGAAGUUUACAAUUAGAUCGAAUUAAAUUUUAUGGUUUUGAUAUGGAUUAUACAUUAGCAUUGUAUAAAUCACCUGAAUUUGAAGAAUUAACAUUUCAACUUGUUAUCGAUUCAGUUGUUGAACUUGGUUAUCCAGAAGAAAUUCGGCAAUUUGUUUAUGAUCGAACAUUUCCACUACGUGGUCUUUGGUAUGAUAAAUUAUAUGGAAAUUUACUUAAAGUUGAUGCAUAUGGUAAUAUUCUUACUGUUGUUCAUGGUUUUAAAUUUCUUUCUGGACAUGAAGUUCGUGAACUUUAUCCAAAUAAAUAUAUCGUAGGUGAUGAUCGUAUUUAUGUUUAUUAUACACUUUUUAAUCUACCAGAAAUUUAUCUUAUUGCUUGUUUGAUUGAUUAUUUUUCAACGAUGGCUACUUAUGUUCAAGGUCGAACAGCGGUACAAUUUGGAGGAAAUAUUCUUUCAUUUCGUGCUAUUUUCAAUGAUGUUCGAAAUUCAGUUGAACGUGUUCAUAACAAAGGUCAACUUAAAGAAAUGGUUUGUAAAGAUAUUCAAAAAUAUAUUCAUAAGGAUGAACGAUUACCUGUAUUAUUAGAUCGUAUUCGUUCUCAUAAUGCAAAAACAUUUUUAUUAACAAAUAGUGAAUAUUGGUAUACAGAUAAAUUAAUGACCUAUUUAUUAAAUAGUGAACAUAAUAACGCCAAGCGUGAUUGGAAAUCAUAUUUUGAUUUUAUUCUUGUUGAUGCACAAAAACCACUUUUUUUUGCUGAAGGUACAACAUUAAGAAUAAUUAAUCCAAGUACAGGAAGUAUGAAAUUGGGUACAUAUUCUGGUGAAUUACAACAAAAUGAAGUUUAUAGUGGAGGUUCAUGUGAAGUUGUUUCGAAAUUAAUUGGUUCAAUGGGUAAAGAUGUUUUAUAUGUGGGUGAUCAUAUAUUUGGUGAUAUAAUUAAAUCGAAAAAACAGAAAGCAUGGAGAACAAUGCUUGUUGUACCUGAACUUAAUCAUGAAUUAAAAGUUUUUCAUGAUAAAAGAGAUUUAUUUAAUACAUUAGAAUCAUUAGAUACAUCAAUUAGUGAAUUACUUCGUUCGUUUGAUAUGACUGCAAAUCGUGGACCAGAUGCAGUCAAUAAAAUUAAACAAAAAAUACAGCAAUGUACUCAUGAAUUGGAUAUGAAUUUUGGACUUUUAGGUUCUCUUUUUCGAACAGGUUCUCGUCAAACUCAUUUUGCUUCACAAGUAUCAAGAUUUGCUGAUAUAUAUGCUUCAACAGUUGUCAAUCUUGUCUAUUAUCCAUUCUUUUAUUUUUUUCGUGCUGUUCCACAAUUAAUGCCUCAUGAAUCAACUGUUGAUCCUGAAGAACCAAUGCAUUUUAAAUCAUGGGGUGGUGAUACACCUCAAUCGGAAACAUCGGAUCGUCGUCGUUCAACAAUGGAUCAAGGAGCGAGUGGUGUAUCACGUUUUAAUCAUUCAUUAUCGAUGCAAAUUUCACCUGAUUUACCAUUACAUGUAACACAUGAUCAUGAUGCUGAUGGUGAUCCAGAUGAUGAGAAAGCAGCUGAUCUAGAUCAAGAUUUAGAAUUUGAUCUUCGCUCGAAAAUAACAUAUACGCCACCAACAAAAAAAGAAUAA